Aaosphaeria arxii CBS 175.79 is the source of this 1860-nucleotide messenger RNA. RefSeq names its product monosaccharide transporter-like protein. Gene Ontology annotation, molecular function: carbohydrate:proton symporter activity. Lineage: Eukaryota; Fungi; Ascomycota; Dothideomycetes; Pleosporales. Gene Ontology annotation, biological process: transmembrane transport; carbohydrate transport. The transcript is spliced from 4 exons. The record is from RefSeq and is a predicted model, not a curated record. Bases 277 to 1860 code for a protein of 527 amino acids. Gene Ontology annotation, cellular component: membrane.
UACUUUCAAUAAGGCUCCCCACAUCGAAUAUGGAUAAGGUGCCAAGUAUCAUCCGCCCUUGGCCAAUUGAAGGAGUGUGAUGUGUGGGGUCCCCGCUCGUUGUACACAUUGCACAGCGUAGCGAGCCCAUGUGAGGCGUUCGGCAUUUGGGUAAAUACAUCUGCCUUUCACCCAGCCUGGGCAUUGAUCUGCAGGGCUAUAAGGGUCCUGAGGUCGCGGAAACAAAAUGUUUACCGCCGGUAUCUUCACGCUCACACAGAAGUGCAUUGCAGCAUCAUGACAGAAGUCAGGCAAGAAUCAUGGAAGGAUCACUCGCGACUGUUUUUGGCCGCGGGUGUCAUGAUCCUUUCCCCUUUCCAGUAUGGAAUUGACUUUGGCAUGAUUGGAGGUCUGCAGGCCAUGCCAGGUUUCCUCAAGAUCUACGGAUACCAAUGCCCAACGUCCAAGUGUCCUGGAGGAUGGAACAUCCAGACAGAGCGACAGCAGUUGAUCUCAUCUCUCAUGACGUUGGGAGCAUUUAUCUCUGCCGGCUUCGCAGGCGUUGCAGCCAACAAGUUAGGACGUAAAGCUUGUCUCUGGAUUGCGUGCCUCGUCUGUACUGUUGCCAACAUCAUCAUGAUGACCACGACACACAUUGGCGCACUCUACGUCGGCCGUCUUGUUAUCGGUCUCGCGAACGGCUACUUCAUGACCUUCUCGCAGCUUUACAUCCAGGAGAGUAGCACCGCAAAGUACCGUGGACUGUUCCUGACUGGCUUCCAAUUCUUCACUUCUUUGGGCACGUUGAUCGGUACCAUCGUCGACUGGGCUACUGCAAACAGGCCCGACAAGUCCUCCUACCUGAUUCCACUCGGACUUAUCUACGUCGUUCCGUUCUUCAUCUCCAUAGGCAUGUGGUUUAUACCCGAGUCCCCUCGCUGGCUCAUCCUGCAAGGCCGAUACGCGGAGGGUAGAGACGCACUCGAAUGGCUCCGUCCACAAGGAUACGAUUUCGAGGCCGAAGCCGCAGAGAUUCAGGCCGCAAUUGACAAGGAGAAGGAAUCCAGCUCGGGCAUUGGACCACUGGACAUGAUCAAGAACCCCACCGACCGCCGCCGUACCGUGCUCGCUGUAUGCGCCGUGACUCUGCAAGCCGCUUCAGGCGCCAUGUUCAUCAUCGCAUACAAAGCCUACUUCUUCAAGAUGGCCAAGGUCUCCGACCCCUUCGCCAUGACCAACGUCCUCAGCACCAUCGGCAUAAUCGCCAUCCUCGCCAACUCCCUCAUCAUCAUCAAAUUCGGCCGGCGCCGCGUACUCCUCAUGUCCGGCCUCAUAAUCUGCGGCAUACUGCAGCUCAUCGUCGCGGUAGUCUACGACAAGAAGCCCGGCACCAAGACCACCGGCACCGUCAUCGUCGCCUUGUCCUGCCUCUACAUGUUCAGCUACAACGGCAUGAUAGCCACCUACGCCUGGCUCGCCGGCGGCGAACUCCCGACCCAGCGCCUCCGCUCCUACACUUUCGGGCUCGCGGCCGCGGUGGGGUUCGCGGGUGCUUGGCUCACGACGUUCACGGCGCCGUACUUUAUCAACCCGGCUGCGCUCAACUGGGGCCCGAGGUACGGGUAUAUUUGGUUCCCGUCCUGCGUGAUCGGCGCGCUGUGGGUGUUCUUUUAUCUGCCGGAGGUCAAGAACCGCACGUUAGAGGAGAUUGACGAGAUGUUUGAGGCGAGGCUGCCCGCGAGGAAGUUCGCGUCGUAUAAGUGUGUGGGUGUGAUUAAUAAUCUAAACGCGGAGGCGAGGAGGAGUAUUGAGGAGGAGAAGGAGGUGCAGGUUUUCAGGAGCGAGAAGGUGGCGGCUGAGACGACGAUAUCGAAAGAGUAG